AUGGACCCCCCUUAUUUUCCCUUGAGGUUUACUGGGCAUGAAGCAGCACUCCGCCACCCCGAUGAAGGACGCAAUACAGAUUUGUAUAUCGCUGGAGAAUGGUGCAUUCAGCCAUUGCACCUAACGAGUGAUCAUGAGUGGGAACAAUGGCUCGAGCAGUUUGACGGCGUGUCAGCCUUGUUUCCAUAUGAGAAAGGUGACAUGAGUAUUUCUGUCAACCAAAGUACAGGAAUUUCCAGUAAUAUUAUUUUGAUUAUGAGCGGGAAAACAUCCUCAUUGUCCAAAAUGCCCUUUUCGGAAAGGACAUUCAUAAAAAUAAUGAGCAGCUUGAAAUUGCACAAAUCAAUAUACACUUGCAGAACAGCUGAAAGCUGGGAGGAAGACAUGGCAUUGUCCGUAACGUUUAUUCCAAAUACGCUGACGACUAAUGCGGUCUGGUUCGGCUGCAAUUUGAAGGAGCAAGAUAUUCAUGGGCAUCUACUGACAGACUCUGCCAUUAUUACUAGCAAAUUGCGUAAUUUCGAUGGGGAAGUCUUUCAUCUAAUGAUGCUGCCUACCAUAUUUGCAGAAUUCGAGCGAGCGAGAGAGACAUGCCAAACUCAUUUUCCAUCAUCCAGGACUAACUUCCGUCUUACUGAUAUGAAGGGAAGAGUUGGUAGUUUCCUAUCUGGAAAGACCCUAUCAGCAUCAUCAACCUUUAAUAAUUCAAUCGGAUCUGAUAUAACACAAAACGAAAGUACCUUUUCUACCGCUGAAGAUGACGAAUCUUGCGCAAUGCUCUGGAUAAAAAUCAACCAUCUCAAGAACAGCUUGGAAAAUUGGAAAAUUGGAAAACGCAAUUGCUCAAGAUGCUUGAUCAUAUAUAGGAGCUUGAAGAUACAAACUUUGGACCUCAAUAAUAUCGGCCGAAAAGAUGCACGGCUUAAUGAAAAUAUAUCUAGAAGCAGCUUGGCAUCAAUUGCGGUUCUCAGAAUGAUAUAUUUGCCAGCAACAUUUGUUUGUAUAUAUACUUGCGGCCAAUUGGGCAAGUGA
Messenger RNA from Trichoderma asperellum CBS 433.97, 1032 nucleotides. The record is from RefSeq and is a predicted model, not a curated record. Lineage: Eukaryota; Fungi; Ascomycota; Sordariomycetes; Hypocreales; Hypocreaceae.